Messenger RNA from Chiroxiphia lanceolata (lance-tailed manakin), 6835 nucleotides. RefSeq names its product phospholipid-transporting ATPase FetA-like. Gene Ontology annotation, molecular function: ATP binding; ATPase-coupled intramembrane lipid carrier activity; magnesium ion binding. Gene Ontology annotation, cellular component: plasma membrane. The record is from RefSeq and is a predicted model, not a curated record. Lineage: Eukaryota; Metazoa; Chordata; Aves; Passeriformes; Pipridae. Gene Ontology annotation, biological process: Golgi organization; phospholipid translocation. The coding region runs from base 785 to 4318 and encodes 1177 amino acids. The transcript is spliced from 28 exons.
GAAACAUUCUCUUGUUGUCUGCAAUAGAUUGAGACAUUCCUGUGAGGCAUUACUGUGAAGACAACUAGGGAAAGAAUAUGGUGAUCUUAAAAUAAUUGCAAUUCACAGGUAUAGGGAAGCAAGAAGUGGAUUAAAGUUGUAGUUGUCCUAGUUUUGAUCUUGUAGUGCAUGUGGUAGGAAAAACACCAGGGAACUGGCAUACAGGAGGGCACUGUAUUGUGAAGGGUCCCACAAACUAGGGGGAAAAAAAAAAGUGAAUGUUGUUUUGAUUGAAGGUGGGAGAACAGGUGGGAAGGUUGGGAGGUUUAUGAGAGUGCUGGGGGGUUCUGGUGAGGAGGGUCCCUGUGACCACAGUGAGGCCAGGCAGGUGUUCCAGAGGGCAAGGGAAGGUCAUGCUCUCGGGAUGAGCAAGCGCCUGACAUUUCAGCACCAAAAAAACCUUCUGGGUGGCUGGAGGAAACUCUGUGGUUGAAUUAGGCAAUUGUGCUCUAUGAGGUUUUUCUCUGCAGACUUUUUGCUACUCACAACUACUGGAAAGUGGGUGAGGUGGAGCCUUGGGAGCAGCUCAUAGGACAGUGUCUCUGGGUUUAAGGAAACCUCACCAACACCAGUAUUACGGAUACAGAGAGAGGGGCUGCUGCUGAGAAAUGGAUUCCUUACCAAGUUCAUCCUUUUUGAAAGCAAUUGGAUAUGUUGGACUUUUUUACUCGCUUGAUUUCUUUUUUGAAAGCUUCCGCGUUGGCAGGAGAAGUUCCAUGGAGUUGGACUAAAAUAAAGUUUUGGGAUGUCUCUAUUUGAAUUAAAAUUUGGAAAGAAGAAAUUGAAAGAGGAAGAGAGACAACUUCAAGCAAACAACCGGGAUUUUAAUCUGCAGUUUGAAUAUGCUAACAAUUCAAUUAAAACAUCGAAAUACAAUUUCUUCACUUUCCUGCCUCUCAACCUGUUUGAACAGUUUCAGCGAAUAGCCAAUGCCUACUUUCUUUUCUUGCUGAUUUUGCAGUUGAUUCCCCAGAUUUCCUCACUGGCCUGGUUUACAACAGUGGUGCCCCUGGUGCUGGUGCUGGCUGUGUCAGGCGUAAAAGAUGCCAUCGAUGAUUUUAAUCGACACAAAAGCGACAAACACGUCAACAACCGCCCAGUCCAGGUCCUGAUCAAUGGCAUGUUAAAGGAACAAAAAUGGAUGAAUGUCCAAGUGGGGGAUAUAAUAAAGCUAGAAAACAACAACUUUGUGACGGCUGAUCUACUGUUGCUCUCAAGCAGUGAACCGCACAGCCUGACGUACAUCGAGACAGCUGAGCUGGAUGGUGAAACAAACCUGAAGGUGAAGCAGGCACUGACAGUCACUGCAGAACUUGGAGAAGAUCUUCAGAAGCUGACAGAGUUUAAUGGUGAAGUCAGAUGUGAGGCACCAAAUAACAAACUGGAUAAAUUCACAGGCACUCUUACUCUUCGAGGAGAAAAGUAUGCCCUGGACAAUGAGAAGAUGUUGCUGAGGGGCUGUACUAUCAGGAACACAGAGUGGUGCUUUGGACUUGUUAUUUAUGCUGGGCCAGACACCAAACUAAUGCAGAACAGUGGAAAAACAACUUUUAAACGAACAAGCAUCGAUCGGCUCAUGAAUGUCCUUGUGUUGGUGAUUUUUGCAUUUUUAGGACUGAUGUGUCUCAUCCUAGCCAUUGGCAAUGGCAUCUGGGAGCAUGAUAAGGGCUACUACUUCCAGGUAUAUCUGCCCUGGGCAGAAGGUGUCAACUCUGCCUCCUACUCCGGCUUCCUCAUGUUCUGGUCAUAUGUGAUCAUUCUAAACACAGUGGUACCGAUUUCACUCUAUGUCAGUGUAGAGAUUAUACGAUUGGGUAACAGUUUCUACAUCGACUGGGACCGUAAAAUGUAUUAUCCGCUGAAUGAUACACCGGCUCAGGCUCGAACCACUACACUCAAUGAAGAACUGGGACAGAUCAAGUACAUCUUCUCCGACAAAACAGGAACUCUCACUCAGAACAUCAUGUGUUUCAACAAGUGCUCCAUCAAUGGCAAAUCCUACGGUGAUGUGUAUGAUAUGUCUGGGCAAAGGGUAGAAAUAAAUGAGAACACAGAGAAGGUUGAUUUCUCAUACAACCCGCUGGCCGACCCAAAGUUUGCAUUCUAUGACCAUAGCCUGGUUGAAGCUGUGAAGCUGAAUGAUGUCCCAACACACAGGUUCUUCCGGCUGCUCUCACUUUGUCACACAGUGAUGCCAGAAGAGAAGAAGGAAGGUAGCUUGGUGUAUCAGGCCCAAUCUCCUGACGAGGGAGCCCUUGUCACUGCUGCUAGAAACUUUGGAUUCGUAUUCCGGGCUCGCACACCAGAGACCAUCACUGUUGUGGAAAUGGGAGAAACAAAAGUCUACAAACUUCUGGCUAUUCUUGAUUUCAACAAUGUUCGCAAGAGAAUGUCUGUGAUUGUGCAGAGUCCAGAAGGUGACUUGACUUUGUACUGCAAGGGGGCCGACACCAUUCUUUAUGAACUGCUUAAUUCGUCCUGCGAAUCUCUCAAAGAGGAAACCACAGAACACCUGAAUGAGUUUGCUGGAGAAGGUCUGAGGACACUUGUGGUGGCCUAUAAAAACUUGGAGAAAGACUAUUUCCAGGAUUGGAUCAGGCGCCACCAUGAAGCAAGCACUGCCUUGGAAGGACGGGAAGAAAAACUGUCAGAGUUAUAUGAAGAGAUUGAAAAAGACCUAAUGCUGUUAGGUGCCACAGCGAUUGAGGACAAGCUACAGGAUGGAGUCCCACAGACAAUUGAGACUCUUGCCAAAGCCAACAUCAAGAUAUGGGUUCUCACUGGAGAUAAGCAAGAGACAGCAGUGAAUAUUGGUUACUCCUGCAACUUGCUGAACGAUGACAUGGAAGAUGUUUUCAUUAUUGAUGGCAGCACAUCUGAUGAUGUCCUGAAUGAGCUGAGGAAUGCAAGGAAAAAGAUGAAGCCAGACUCCCUUCUGGACAGUGAUGAAAUCAACAUUCAGUUUGAAAAAUCUUCAAAAAAACCAAAAAUUAUACCUGAUGAGCAAGCAAAUGGGGUGUAUGGUCUGGUUAUCACUGGCCACAGCCUGGCUUAUGCACUGGAAGGGAAUCUGGAGCUGGAGCUAGUGAGAACUGCCUGCAUGUGCAAAGUGGUGAUCUGCUGCCGGGUGACUCCCCUGCAGAAGGCCCAGGUGGUGGAGCUGGUGAAGAAGUACAAGAAGGCUGUGACCCUGGCAAUUGGAGACGGCGCCAACGAUGUCAGCAUGAUCAAAACUGCCCACAUUGGGGUUGGUAUCAGUGGCCAGGAGGGGAUGCAGGCGGUCUUGUCCAGUGACUUCUCCUUUGCCCAGUUCCGUUACCUGCAGCGCCUGCUCUUGGUCCAUGGCCGGUGGUCCUACAUCCGCAUGUGCAAGUUCCUCAAAUACUUCUUCUAUAAGAAUUUUGCCUUCACCUUAGUGCAUUUCUGGUAUGGCUUCUUCUCUGGCUUCUCAGCACAGACCGUCUAUGAUGAGUGGUUCAUUACACUUUACAAUUUGGUAUAUACCUCCCUUCCAGUGCUAGGAAUGAGUCUCUUUGAUCAGGAUGUGGAUGAUCGUUGGAGCAUGCUGUUUCCUCAGCUAUAUGUGCCUGGCCAGCAAAACCUCUAUUUUAACAAAGUGGUGUUUGUCAAGUGCAUGUUGCAAGGGAUCUACAGUUCCCUCAUCCUCUUCUUCAUCCCCUAUGGGGCCAUGUACAAUACAAUGAGGAGUGAUGGGAAGGCCAUUGCUGACUACCAGUCCUUUGCUCUGAUGGCCCAGACCUGCUUACUGAUUGUGGUGUCUGUACAGAUUGGCUUGGACACCUCUUACUGGACAGUUGUGAACCAGUUCUUCAUCUGGGGAAGCCUUUCUGUUUAUUUUGCUAUCACCUUCACCAUGUAUAGUGAUGGCAUGUAUCUGAUCUUCACAGCCUCCUUUCCCUUCGUUGGUACGGCUCGAAACACCCUCAGCCAACCGAAUGUGUGGCUAGCAAUCUUCCUCAGCAUCACCCUCUGCGUGCUGCCUGUGGUUGGCUUUCGGUUCCUGAAGACUCAGUUAAAGCCAACACCCAGUGAUAAAGUCCUGCUCAAGAUCAAAGAAGCCAAAAAGCGGCCCCCUCCACCCUCACCCAAGCGACGGCUGCGUCGGACCAGCACCCGCCGCUCUGGCUAUGCCUUCUCUCAUCAGCACGGCUUUGGAGCACUCAUUAUGUCUGGCAGAAACAUGCGGCCAAAAUCACCUUUCGCCACAACAGGAACAUUUUCACCAAACAGCGACAAAUACAAACACAAAGGAUUGUAAAAAAAAAAAAAAAAAAAAAAAAAAAGGAACGAAAGAAAAAAGAAAAAAAAAAGAAAAGAACAAUACUCCCCCCCCCCCAAAAAAAAAAAAAAUAGGAAAGCAAACCAAAGUAAAGGGCUGUCAGGAGAGGACCGAGCCAGUGGCUGCCCAGAGUUCUGCCUUCCAGGCUACCAAAUCAAGGACUUGGGCCUUUCCUGUCACCCAUAUGUAUCUUCUGAUUCCAGCUUCUUUUCCAAAGAUGUGUGCUGCUGCUGGGGAAGGUGGGCAGGGUGAAUUGGAGCAUGGAGUUGUAUGGUAUCCCAGAAGGCCUCCAUGGAACAAGAGAGAAUGUGCUGCAGGAGGCAUAUCCACUCCCCAAGAUUGCUCAUAACGCUAUUUUUUCCCUCCCUUUAACUACAUACCUCAGAGGAAAGAGAAGUCCAGUCUGAGGGAAAGGCUGAAUUGGCAAUGCCUUUCUCAUUCUUGUGCCUUUGUUUCUCUUCAUGAAUCCACUCUGGACCAUAUUACUGGGGUGACAGUACUGACCCCAGGUGUGCCUUAGGUCCAGCCACACAACCCCCAAAUCCACAAUCUUUGUAAUAUGUGUAAUCUUGUAGCCUUUUGACUGUAAUCCACUUUCUCAGGAGAUGGCCAGUGCCCAAAGAGCACCCUCAUCCCACAUCUGCAAUCGGGAACUGCUGCAAGCUCAGACAAACCCUUACUUGGUCAAGGGACAAGGAGAUGACACUCAUCAGCCUGCGCUGUUUUAUCUGCAUUGCAAAUCUGCUCCUGUAAAAGAUCAUUGCCCUCAGAGCCCUCUCAAGUUUUGUAACGGGGCACCAGCCACUUAAUUUAAACUUAAAAUAAAAGAGCAGAAGAUGCCCAGACUCCCAUAUGGACCAAAUAAUAAAAUCUGGCCCUAAAAUCUGGUUAGGGCUCAGCUGAGCUGCCAGCUCCAGAUGUCUCCGCCGCCAUAACAGACUGAGAUGCACAUGCAUCUGGCUUGAUGGUGAUUACACAAACAGUAUUGAAAGCAGAAAUGCUGUUUCAUGGCUAGCACCUGAAAUAGCCUUUACUCCACUGGUGCUGUGUUUCAGUGUAAGGGAUGAAGUUCCCUGGUGGCUCCCUCACCCUCCAUGAUGAGCAGUUCGGUCAAGAUUCAGAGGAACUUAGUGAGGCCUUAAGAGCUGCUGCAGUGUUUCUCUGCUCUGUGCUGGCUCACAUUUUAUUUGGGAAUGGGUUGUCUGUCAAACAUGGGUGGCAGAGAGCCGAAAAGCCUACCAGUCUGACUACCAGCAGAGGGACCUAAAAUGCACAGACACAGCCAGAGUCAUGGUGAUCUUGAGGGAGUGGGAUUUGCUCACUAUUUUGUUUCACCAGCUCCAUGAUCAGCAAGGUUACUUGCUGGUGGAAGGCCAGCGUGGCAGCGUGAGAGUUUGUCCUGCCAGCACUGCUGAGCUGUCUAGAUGCAGCUUUUUUUUGUGCAGAGGACUAAGCAACUUGUGGGUUGGGAUUUUUUUGGUUUGUUGAGGUUUUUUUCAGCUCCUUCAUACAGUUUUAGACUCCCUUCUUGUUUUGAAUUGGGGUUUUUUUGUGCAGGAAGCCUCUGAUAUUUAUGGGGAGCUCUCUGCCAUGAGCUUCUGAGCUGUCAGUGGUGGCAACCUAUGAUGGCAACAGGCCAGCUAAUGCCCCCGUUUCAUCUGGUCUGCAUGGAACACCUUGCUGCCUGUGAUCACAGUUUCAGCAGACAGGUUAAACUCUAAUAGAAGGUUUCAUCUCCCUGGGUUUAACUGAGCACAGAAAAAGCCCCAGUCUGUUGCACCUGCUGCUCGGGGAGGCUUGUUGCAAACUGUGGUAUUAAAUUUCAGCAUGGCCAGUGCAAAACUGGAGCUGAGACUGGAUCUAGGCUUCAGUGUCCAGGAGCUGCUUGCUAGGGAGGGAGCAAAUUCUAAUCUGGUGAUCUCCCCUGCAAGGAGACACCUAAGUAAAGUGAGAGUCUGCACUCUGGCUGAGGAAACCACUGUGAUAGUGAGUGCUUGUCACCUCCCUCUGAUUUACCAUUCACUUUGCAGAGACAAUCAGAGCUUUCUGAUGAGGAUUAUGUCUUUCACAGUCAGCCUCCCUAGGGUUAGAGGAAAAAGGAGAAUUUGUGCAGAUAAACAGACAUCCCCAUGAUACCCAGACUGGUCUGUGGUCUGAGAGUCCUAUCAAAGCUGUUCCUAGCAUGUGAUGCAGUAGAAUGUAUUGCAGAGCGGCAGAGGCAGACCUUGUGUAGACAGAGCAAGGAAACUCUGACACUGUGCCUCUCUUCUCACACGGUUUACGUGCAAAGCACUCACCUCCUGGCUAAAAGGGGAUUUGAAAAUGUUGGAUACGACAUGCAGGGGAUAAUAAAGCUGUUGGUGAGCUUGCACCAGACACAAUUAUUUCUGUAGUUUGACACACAAUCAGCAUUUGAAACACAUCAGCUGGCAGUGAUGUCUGUUCUACAUCACUCCUGAUUUUGUAAUAUAAUUGUUUUUGGUUUUGUUUUUUUUU